AUGUGCGGAAGAAGCGCGAACAAAGUGACCGACGCCAUGAAGUGAGAGAUUUUUCGCCAAGUUCUUCUUGUUUGUUGAUCCUCCUUCAUGAGGUGGUCCAGCUUCUCCAAACUUUUCGCGCAAACAACCUCCUCGAUUUAACCUACCCCUUUCGCUAUUCUUUUCUCGGAAACCGUAUCCAUUUACCUGUCUUAGCCCCACUUGGUUCUGCUUUUUUCCGUCGUUUUUCGACGCCAACUUCCAUGGAGCCACGCUGCCUCAGCGGCUCUUUUUGGUUUUUCUCCUUGCGGUAGAUUUUUUUGCUUUUUGAAAAAUCUUCAGUUUCUUAUUGAACUGCACAGGCCUCCCCCAUGGGAUGGGGGAGGCCUGUGCAGUUCAAUAAAGUUAUUUUUCUUCUGAAACUUUUAGAUUAUUUUGAGUGAGUUGAAGCUUCAUAACUGCAAGCAAGGUGUUGAAAAACUAUUCGAAAUUUUUCCAGGCUACCCAUUUUUUUCGUCGUCAUUUUCCUGUCCCCUUCGCUAGCGGUUCCUGCGCAGAAGCGGCAAAUCCAAACAGGAAUCGUUCCAAUUUUCGAUAGUGAGUUUUUAAUUUAUAUUUUAUUUCUGGAGGUCAGAGUUCAACAGCGGCCUGAAGAGACACCAGAGAAGUUUGAGCACUCUUACAUUGUCUGGCGUCUCUUCAGAUCGCUGUUGAUCUCUAGAAAAACUUUUCGUGAGUUUUAAGAUUAAUAUGACUGAGAAAGUAAGAAAAUCAAACGAGAAAGGAAAAUCGAGAGAUCAAUAGCCACAGAAGAGGUGCCAGAGUAGUUACAGAGAAGCUGUAGCUGGUCUAGUUGCCUGGCGUCUCUUCGGGCUGCGGUUGAUCUUUUGCUGCUAUAAUUAAAAACAGUCUGUAUUUAAGCCCGAUUGACUCAUGAACCAAUCACCUUCACCUUCACAACGCCUCGGAUCAUCCCCAAAACGACGCCAACCCCACCGAAGGUGAAUUUCCUUCAUAGAUUGAUGUAAAACGUAAUCUCGAUAUUUUAAUCGAGCUUAGCUUCGAAUUUCGCUCAGAGGGUGUAAUUACUAAAGAACUCCAGAGUAAUCCCUAUAGGGGAGAUAAACUGAUACCUCGAGGGGAACCUUCAACAGCCCCUAAGGUUGUCUCUGUAGGGACCACUCUGUUGUUUCUAAGUACCAGCUGUUUUUUCAAUGGAAGGUGGAAAGUAAACAAAUAAAACGAAAGUGUUAGAUUUCUUCUUAUUUGUUAGGUUAGGUUCGAAAAACUUGAAGUGACCUGUUUUUCGGUGAGAAAACAACAGGAAUGGUUCUCCAUUCAUUAUGAUAUUUUAAAAUUUUCAAGAAGUCAAUGUCCUUUGUUUUCUAUCAAUAAAAUACUUCUGGGAUCCCUCAGAACCUUCUUGAAAUUACUGGGGGAAAUUCAUAGCGACAAAAAGUAGAAUUUUCAUUUUCUUGUUUUUUUGUUUGCUCGUCAAAAAGCGUUCUUUUGAACAGUCGCUUUCUUUUGGGCGACCCGAGUUCAGAAGAACUAGGUAAACAGCCUCAAUUAGCUCCAUUCUUUCAGCUGGAUUCUGUUUUUUUUUUCUUCAAAAUAAAUGAGGUUGGACUUUUGAGCUGUGAUGCUUUGUCGAAGAUAGAAAUAGGCAGAAUAAAACGAGAGAAAAAAAAUAGAAAAGACUUGUUGAAGUCAUUUUUGAAACUUUUAAAGUAACUUAUGAGUUUUUGUUAAUUUUUGAACACCAGAGUCUCGGCAUAACUUCAAAAUUGGGCUUUUUGUAGAGAAAGCUUUGUUUGAACUGUGUACAAACCUUGAGAGGGACUCGAACUAGCGACCAUUUUGAUAUUAGGAAAUGAGCUGUCCAAUAAUUUUCGAAAUGAACUGACCAGUUUCAGAACCAAUAUCCAACGCUGAGACCAUCGGGUUACGGUAGCAAUGCGGGUGUUUAUCCGGCAGACGUCAACAAUAAUGUCGAGCGGUCUUUUUCGUCCUACGAUAAGGGUAAGGUGUAUGAAAAGUCGAUCGAACACAAAUUUAUGAUUCGAUUUUCGAUUUGAAAAAGGUUAUGCCAAAAAAUUGGUGAAAAAAAAACAAUAUUUUGCUUGGAAAUCGCUUUUCAAUCCAGAAAAAUGAGGCGAUCUUCAACUUUUUCAAUUUUAAUUAGCUAUUAGGAUGGCUAAUUGAACACUAGGUUGAAAAAUAUUUAAAUUGGUCUUGACACGAAUAGAGACAUAUCGUGCAAAAAAAAAGAGGUUAGAAGACAGGUUACUGUAGUGAUUUUGACAUCUUCGAUAUAAUUUUUAUCUUUUUGGUUAUAACAUAAAUAUACUUCUUUUUCAACACCUUGAAACAGCUGGGUUGUAAGAGAAACAGGAGAAGGCAGGCUUAUCAGUGCACGUUGUUAUUUGAAAAAAAAAUGUUCAAACUGUUUCAGAAAAUCCUUAUCAACUGAUCGAUCUACAAAAUAUUCAAAUCAGCACGCCGAUCUAUAACCAGGCUCAGUAUUAUGUGAGUUCUCAGUUUUUUUGAAUAGGAACACUUGGAAGUGCCGAACAACUGAAGUGGUUGGCAGAAAAAAAGAAGUAGAAAUUCAAUUUUUUCGGUUGGAAGAAGUGAAAUGAAUGAAUGAAAUUAGCAGAAGGCGAUGCAAGCGGCGCUUCAACAAGACGUCAGUUCGACCUACCGGGCCAUUUGGCAUCAGCUGGGCGAUACCUGGGGACAGGUAAAAAGUUUUUAGGUCUCUAGAGGGUUUCGUUUCGGGAAAAUGGAGGAGCUCGAUGAAGAAACUGCCAGACUUUAGAUUGUGGGUGAAAGAGAAUACGAAAAAUGGGAUUUACACGAGAAAAAUUGACCUAACUCGCAAAUGAGUCGCAAGCGGAAUGGCUCGAAGCAGCCUUAAGUCUUGCCCGACUUGAAAAUGCUUGCGCGUGGCGCCUCGAAGAGUUUCAAAGUUACGUGGGAAGAGUUUAGUUGGCUUUAGUCCCGAAUUGGACCGCGACGCUUUGAGCCAUUCCACGUGCGACCACGGCGUUUCAGGUAUUGCCGAAGCUUUGCCUUCACUAUAAAAAUUUUUUGUACAAUUUAUUCACCUGAACUCUUUGAUUCAUGGACCCAAGCGAAAUGAAUGGAAGACACAUCCGAAAAAAAAAAUGCAUCUUUAUCAUCAUAUUUUCAAACUUAUUUUCAUGCAGAUGAAAAGCCAAAUCCAAGCGAGCGGCGUGCAGAAUGACUGGCGACAGUUUUGGCAACACCUGACGGGUAAUUUUUCCCAAUUUUGUUGAAAUGAGAAAAUACUUGAUAAAAGGCGCCGUCGAACCGCAUCUCAACACGAUUGGAGAGCAAGUGGGGCGUCUGAUCAACACCUUCCUGAAACAGCAACAAAUUCGAGUAGCUCGCAGGGUUUGUGGCUCUAUAAUUGAUAUAAAAUGAUCGAAUGAGGCGAUUUCCAAUAUUCGAACUAUACAUUUAGUAUUAUUAAAUUCAUUUCAAGAUUACUUCAACUUUGAAAUUCAGGACGAACUUGUGCAAAACUACAUGGAUUCGGCCGAUGUCAAGCGCGCCGAGAGGGUAAAUUUCAGAAAUACCUCAAGUUGCUUCUUUAGUUUCAUGUUGAAAGGCUUCUAGAGGGAUCACUUCAACUUUCUAGAAUACCUUUUCUGAAAAUCUUUUUUCCAGGCUUCUGAAGCGAAAAACUCGUCAAGCCAAGUUGAAAGUUCGACAUGACGCCAAAUAAAUCUUUCUUUCACAAAUGAAUCCUCAUUUAUUUAUUCUCUCUCACAUUAUCAUGCUUUAACUCUUCUUUUUUGUUUGUAUUUUGUUUCCGAAUAAAUUAUUUGAUACCUCAACUAUAUUCAUUUUCUUUCUUUUUUUUCGGUAUCUAGAAGGUCCUGUGAAUACCUUAUGAACUUCAAUUUCGGCAGAGAAGAUUAUGGUGCAGAUAAAUCAAACCAUAACUUUGAUGGCGUGCCCAUUUUCCGCCUCGAAGCACUUCAUAUCUCUCCUCCUGUCACGCUCCGGUUGGUGUUCAUCCAAUUCAAAAUUAUUAUCGUUGACUUGAAUCUUGGAUUUAUGAUAUUCAUAAAAGGAGGAAGAAAAAUGCGAAAAAAAAAAACGGAAUUUCAGUGGCUGCAUAUUUAAGAAAACUGUGCUUUUAUCUCCAGCUUGGUUUUUUAUAGGGGUAGUCUUUCAUCUCCAACUUGAUCCCCUAUAGCAUGAAGUUAUAUGAAUUUAUUGACAGAUCAGUGUGUGGACCCUUAAGAGUUCACUUGGACCUGAAGUUCAAAUUUGUAUCGUUCUUGUUUCCGAUCUAUUGAGAAAUUCUCAAGUUCACCUAGAACUUUUCUUCUGGCCCUCUCAAGUUAAAGUGAAUUCUGAGUGGAUUCAAAUGUUUUUGGAAGGCUUUGAAAAACCGCCUGAGGCUGUUUGAGAACAUGCCACCCCCGUAGCUUGGGUCCAAAUUUUUCGAUAAAAGUGUUUUUUAUUUAGCCGAGUUUCCGGUCGGAAAGAGUUUUUUUUUAACCUUUUGAAAAACAGUUGAUAAAAAAUGCUGGAUUUUAUCCAACAUACUUUGAGGUGCUUUUUUGUUCAAAAAUAAAAAGAAUUAUUAUGUCAAUCAACUUUUUUAUUUCGAGGCAAAUAUCUGUACUCCAAUACCCACAAUGCUCAUCUUCAUAUUUUUCAUUUUUUUUUUUUUAAGAAGGAGGUGAUUUCUUGAAAAAGUAAAGCCAUCUAGAGCCAUUUUAAUGUGUCUGAACCCUGGAGUGAUCACUCUAUUUUUCAUAAUUUCUCUUCGAGCUUAAGAAAGUGAAGUCUCCAUAGAUUUCGGUCAUCACAUCAAAGCCCCUCAAGCGGUCCCUCGAACCUUUUCAAAGUUUCUCAUUGGGUUUCAGAGCCUGUCUGUCAGUAAGCCUUCGAAAUUUUCACUUUCUCUUGAAAGCAAUUGAAAAAGAAAAAAAGCCCAUUUCAGGAGCUGAAGAUCGCCUCAAUCGUAUGCAAAUCCGGUCCCAUUUUCGGCGGCUAGCCCGUUUAAUUAUUCAAUUCUUCUCUUUUUUUUUGUUUUUUAGGGGAUGGGUUUCAGGUUUUUAGUCGAGAAAUUGGCUUUUUUGGAGACUUUUCUGAAUCCGAGGCGUGAAUCGUAGAAUGACGUGGGAUCUUUUUUCAGAAAAAAAGAAAGACUAGAGAGUUCAAAAAAACUAUUUCUCCGGCUUACAAGGACCCAUUCCAACACGUUUCCCCUAAUUAUUCAUGGCUUAUGCAACACACACAAAAAAGAAAGGAAUUCAAUUUCCGAAAUGUGCAAGAGAGGCGGCUAAAUUAGUAGAGAACGACAAGUUUUUUUCGUCCCUGGAUUUCUUGAAGUAGUUUUGGAACUUUGCCGAUUUUUACAAAGUUUCAGCCUCAAAUUUAAAAUUUCUAGUCCCUUACCGCAGGAAUAAAAUCUUCUAGAAAAAGAAAAGCUCUGAUGAAAUUCCGGAUAGGGAUGGAAAUUUCAGAAACAAAAAAUAUGUACAUUUCAGCCUCAGAAAGUUUCUUUACUGAAAAAAUGAUCCAAAAAAAAUCGAUUUGACAAGUUUUAGUUUUAAAUGGAUGGAUCAGAGCGACCACGUUGUGAUAAAAAAUCAAAAAAAUAGCUUUGUACAACGCUUGCGAAUGCCACCGCGCGCAACUCGCCUUGAGUCGGACGCGAUCUUAGAGCAAACCGCUUCAUAGCCGCCACGCUUCGGGCCAUUCCAAAAGGGGUCAUCGGAACUCUCGAUUGCAGGAUUUUUGAGCUCUUUUCUGAGAAUCAAUUUAACUUUUCAUCGCUAUAUUUUCUAUACCUUUGUGCUGCGUUUUAAAAACUAAAUUUAAAACUUGUAAGUCUCGCAUAAUUUUCCUUCUGAAUAUUUCUUCGAUUCCCGAAAAGCAUGACACCAAAAAAGGAUCUCCUGCAAAUGACACAUCGUCAUAUCGACUGCUCAGCGUUUUUUUUUGCCUUUUUUCGUCAUAAUUAUUUUAUAAAUUGAAUUAUUAAUCGUCUCUUUUUUCAAAUUUUCCCCAUUCAUCAGGUUAGCUUCUACUUCUCCUUAUUAUUCGACCAGAAGUUUAGAAAAGUAGCUUUUUUCUUCGGAUCCAAGUCCGUAUAAUUAGGUAGAUCCCUCAAAUUUUGUUUACGAACCUCAAAUUUCUUUCUUUUUCUUCAAGUUUUCCCCACUCUCCUGAAAACUCGGACGUUUUCAUUUCAACUUUAAUUGAGCAUAUCGGGUAGCUCAGAGGCUCUCCGACACACUCAGACUUGAGAAAGUUGGGGGCGGAGCUGAAGAAAGUGGGCGGAGCCUCUUCACGCGGUUCUUCACUAUUAUUCCAGCGCUACUGGACUUUUCUGUUUGGACCUUUUCGUUGUUUUCAAUUGAGAAAAUCAACUUCAAAUCCAUUUUUUUUUCUAGGAUUUAUGCAAAAAAUUGCUUCUCAAAGAAAUACCGCAGGUGAAGCUUCCCAAAGACCUCACAAAACGCAUUUUUGUUAUGCAAAUCACGUUUUUUUCAUUUAUUUAUGUCUUUUCUGGCUGGUUCUAAUGAAAAAUACCGUCAUUUGGAAGAAUUCUGACUUGAUAUUCACUGCUGACUUGACUAGGAACGAAAAAAACAGAGAAAAGGGAAGUAUUUUCUGAUUUUCCGUUUGAAAAUCGCUUGACAAAUAUCUUGGAAUUUAUAAGCGGAUACCAGAAUAUAUUUUUAUAAAUUUUUUUAUAAUGUAUAUUCUUUUUUUGUUAUUGCAUUAUGGCGAAACAUAUAAACGUUUUAUGUACUUGAUUCCUGAAACAUGAAAAGUUUUGAAUACCGUCCUUGAUUAUUUCAGAACUUGAAAUUUUUCGAUGAUGAUUCCUUUUAAAACUUUUAUUUCUUGUCGUCCGAGCCCGAAAAUUCCUCCAUUUUAAUUUUUUUUUUUCUUUGAAAGUGAUAAACUAAACUUUUUUGUUGACCGUUCAGUUUUUCUAGGUUACGGUAAACCUCUCAUUCAGCCUAUUAUUUCGCUGAUUCGCUAGCCGUCUCAAAUCCAUUUGCCUCCGGAAAUGACGUUUCUAAUGGUACAGAUGGCGAUGAAUCUACUUUUUUUUGAAUGAAUUUUUUUUCAAUUUUUUUUUCCAUAUGCAGAGCAAGGAUUUGAGUAUUUUUGCUGACCCUUUUGACUUCAUUCAAAUUCCCAAGGGCGUACUUUCUUUUCAGCUCAAACCACUGCCUCCUUCUUCUUUCUUCCCCGUUUUUUUGUUUUUUUUUUUCAGAAAAUAUAUUUUCUCGUUCAUUUUUUCUACUUCUUUGUCUAAUUCGCUCCGCUUUUGAUUUGUUUUGCUCGCGGGCGAAUUCUCUUCUGCACCGUGUUUACGGGAUUUCGAAAAAAAACUUUAGUUGUCUCUUGAGGGUUUUUUAUUCUGUCACAGUGGUUUGCUCAGGAUGGCAUUGAUUCUGCGAGUUUUCAAAGUUCUCAAGUGGCCCCUUAAUGAAGGCUCAGGAGAGCACUCUUUUGUCCUUUUUAAGAACCACUCGAAAUGCUUUAGCUAGUAUUGAACAACUCGAUUAAAAAUAUUCAAAAAGACGGAGAAAAUUUGAUCUUGAUCCCUUAAGGUGUUACUCAGGAAACUUCAAGGUGCCGCUAUUCUCAAUCAGCUUCUCUUACAGAGAAAGUAGACAACAAUCUCCGAGUAAUUUACCUCAAGUGGCCACUCUGUUUUAUUUAUGAGAAUCACUCUUUUCAAUGGCUUUGAAGUGUGCUUAUAAUUGAGAACAAGCCAACCUGGGACACUGAAGACACCACUUCAGUUUUUUUUUUUUAAAAUCAAACAGAAGUUCUGCAGCGACAUCAACGAAAUCUGAAAAUUUUAGUCGAGGAAUACACUCUUAAAAGUCAUAAAAAAAUCGUAUAUUCGUAAUUAAAAAUAAUUUUGUUAAUUUUCACCGCCAUUGCUAAAUGGAACCGAGUUUUUUGAGUGGAGUUUUCAAAAUUGAAUUUCUCGAUUUCUGCAGACUUUAUUAUUGAAAGUUCAUACAACAUCUGGUUGAUUUUGUUAGGCAGAGUUGAAUGGAAUCAAAUUUUCCUUGAUUUAAUCAGAAAGUACGAGUUUAGGGACACUUUUCGAAGCCCUGAUGGAUUUCUUGGUCUCGAAACAUAUUCUCAUCGCUGUUUCACUUAUUUCAAUUGUCUUUCUUUGAACUCUCCGUUAAUGGAAUAUUGAUCAGAAGUUUCCAGUUUCAGUGAGCAAAUGGAUGGCGACGAAGCUUAUGAAGACUUCGAAAAUGUGACGGAUUGCACUUACAGGGUAACGUUUUUUUUCCAACCACAAAUUGAAGUUACCUUCCUUGUGAGGAGUAUUCUAUUUUAAUUUUCAAACAGAUUCCUUGCUUUAUUUUGCAUUUUUUUUUAGAAUUUUUUCGAAUAGGCGCCUCUAUUUUGAACUUAUUAUGAAGCGGCCGAAUGCGUAAUUAGUGCGAUAGGAACAAAUAAAAAAGCGUUUUUUUUUUUCAAAGUCUCUGUAUCAAAGGAAAAUUUUUUCUCAAUUUGAAACAAAUAUUUUGAUCAUGGAAAAUUAUUUUAUUUUACAAAAAUGACCUCAAUAUGAGCUGCGAAAUGAAUCGUGAUGUUUAUUGUGAUUGGAGUUUUAUUUCAAUUGAUGCAACUUUUAUUUUGUUGUAGGGAACUGAUCACAUUGAUGAGAAAAUCCUCUUGAUCGGCGUUUUUGCGACUUUCAUCGCCAUUUUAUCGAUAAUAUUCAACACUUUCUACACCAUCGUUUUCAUCAAAAAUCCUUCAAUUCGGUAAGAAUGUGGAAAUUCAAAUUCCCUUUGGUUUAUCGUUUUGUUCAGAAGGUCGGGUGUCUUUUAUUUCGGUAUAAUUGCGGUGAUCGACACGAUCAUGGCCGUCAAUUAUAUCGCUGUCAUGUCUCUUCCUGUAAGUUUCUUCCGAUAAGAACAAUUUUUAAAAAGUGAAUUAUUUGUUCAACUUUGAACUUGUCAGGUCUUUAAAGGCGCAGGUUGGAGCUUCAUUUUUUAGUCUUGCUCAUAAGCUGCGUUAUUUAGAGACGCAGGGUGAAGCCUAGUUUUUUUUUUUCAAAAAGCGUGAGAUCAAUAGCGUCAUGAAGAGACGCCAGAGAAGCGGAACCACUCUGUUUCUCUGGUGUCUCUUGAGGCUCCUCUGAUCUCUCGCUACUGUUGUUUCAGUCCUUUCUCAUUCAGUAUGUCCUCAUGAGGAUAUUAGAAAACUUUCAACUGUUUUUAUAAGCUCUGUAAACCUUAUCAUCCUCUUUUAUAGGUUUACAUGGAUUAUCUUCACUACUUGCCAUUGUGGCACCUCUUUUUGUCCUAUUUCCGUGUGGUCCUUGCCGAGAGCAACUGCGCCAUGUUCUCCUCGCUUCUCAUGAUUUUGCUGGCCACGACGGAACGACUUCUCAAAACCUUCAGUGGGAAACGAAUCGACGUUUGUAGGAAGUUGGUGAUAAUCGUGCGCCUAUCGAAGUAGAACUUUAAAAUAUAGAUAGACAAUUUUGAAAAGUUUCCUUCCUUUCGGCGAGGAACGGCGGAAGCAGAACUCGCAAUGUGUGUACACAGCGGUUUCGAUGCGUUUUUGGCGCCAAUUCAAAUCACAGAUAUUUAUAAUAUUCUCACGUUUCCUGUUCGCGAAAUAAAUAGACUUACAUCAUUCAUUUUUUACAAGGAAUUUCCGAAAUUUUUUUCAAAAAAAAAUAAAGAGAAAACCAACAAAAAGAGCGUCAAAGCGAUAGUUUUUGAAGUGUUGACAAAACGCAACGCGACUGAUUCUCAGAUCGUCAUUUUGCGCCGAAAAGUGUGGUAAAUAUGAUGUGUUAUAUCCAUGGUUUUAGAUUUCUGGAGGAAAAUCGGGCGAAAGUCAGCGCUUGUUGUAUUCUGGCUGCAUGUGCCUACAAGAUUUGCGUGUACUGGGAGAUCGACGUCUCCAUCAAAGGAGAGUGCGACGACGCCUGGGGGUAUAACUCUGGAUAAUUUUUUUUUCGGAAAAAGAUGUUCAUCGGUUCAAGAUCUUCGUAGGGUUUUUCUCGAUUAUCAAAAACUACGACGUUUUUCAAAAAUCUUUAAAGAGAAAUUCACGGGAAAAAUGGAUUGGCACAAAAAAGAUGAAGAGACAGAAAUGGCUCAUUGACUUCUCGACUGCCUAAGUGGGCUCUUUUGAACUAAUUGGGAACUUCCUGUCGACCUCUGUGAAAUGAAUGAAGAUCUUGGAUGUCCAGAACUUCGAGUAACGAUGGGGAAUAAACCCAUAGAAGAAUAUAGAAAACAUUACCCAUGCGGCAAAUUUUAUUGAAUGAUUUUCAAAACUGAAGAUCUCCAAAUUCUCUGAUAUCUUUCGCCUUACAACUUUUUGCUGUAAACCUUGGACCUUUUAUUUUUCCCAAAUUUUGAAGUCAGAUUUAGAGUUUUCAUCAAUAUUUGAAGUGAACAUAUCAAUAUUUACGUCAUCAUUUCCAGAAAAUACGAGAUCGUGGCAGGACCUCUGGCGAGGAUCCCCGAGUACCGUAUUUGGUGGAUGUUCAUCAUGAGGAACGUCGUCGACCGGAUUUUGCCGUUUUUCCUGCUCAUCGCUAUGAACGUCGUGAUCAUCAGGGUACGCUGAGAAAGUGAUAAAAAAUUACUCUUUCAAGAUUUGAAACGGUUCUGAGGGACACCUUCAGGUAUGGUGUUUCAUAUUGCAAUGGUGCCUUGUAUGACUUUUUUCAUAACUGCUUGACCUCUCACAAAAUUUGAAUAGUCUAAAGUGACAAAUUGUUAAACAGAAACAGUAAAAGUUCGAUUGAGCACUAUUCAAUGUCACUUUAAUUGAAUAGUCUAGUCUUACAGAAAGUUCACUCCGACUCGCGGUUCAUAUUUAAAAAUUAGAAGAUUCAGGCCGUGAAAAAAGAAGAAAAGAAACGUCAACAAAAAGAGAGUGUCGAUCAUAACGCGAUCCGAUCCACAGCCAACCCAAAGACUCAUCGGAAGAACGUUCGAGUUCGUUUUCAUUCAAACUGGCCAAUAUUAGAGGUUUCACUUAAGGACGCCACAAGAGCUCUUGUCAGCCUCGUAUCAAUGUACAUUUUGUCGCAAGCUCUACAGGUAUUUAUGCAAUUUUUUUCAAAAAAUCAAGAGUUCAGGAUUAUAAAAGGGGGAAAAUGGUCAAAUGAAUGAAGACGGUGAAAAAUGAGCCCGACAAAUUAGUCAUUGAAAAUAUCCGCAACAGGGUCUUGGAAUGGCAAAUUUGUGCUUCAAGUGCGAGAAAAGGCAUUUCAAAAUUUUGAGAAUUACGACGCGGCUAAUCUCUGAUCAAAUAUUCUACUCGUAGUUUUUGUUUAAAAAUUACAUUUGAGGUUCUUUUGACUUUCUGGGAGACGAUCGACCGGAGCAGCUUGGAAGACGGUUUUCCUGUCAUGUACUCUUAUUUAAACGACAUCGUCAGUAUCUUCACUCUUCUCUCCAGGUAAGUAGCAAGUGCUGGAUUUCCAGAAAUACAAUUUUAUUAAGCCCAUCAAAUUGAUUUAAUAGGAGCAAUAGGAAAAAAAAUCAUGAAAUUUUCACCGCUUUUGAGGUUAGGUCAAGUCAUGACAGGCUUUUGCGCCUUGAUAAAACCAGAAAUUAGUUUCGGAUCGACUAUUCAGGCCUUGGUAACGCGAAUCGGACGUUUCGGGGAAUUUCUAGCGAGCCCUUAGGUAGCCUCAGUACUCUCGAGCACUGAUCAGCACUAUGGGCUCGAGUAAAACCCUCAAAUUUUCAAUCACCCGAUUUUUGAUUAUAUUCUUUCUCCUCUUCACUUUCUUAAAACAAACACCUCAUUUCAAAGCGAAUAUAUGGCUCCACUGCUGGAAAGGAACGAAAAAAGAACGUCGCGGUGGGAAAAACAAAAGCAACCUAAAAGAGAAGAAGCCUAAUGAAAAUUAAGGCGAGUAGCCGAAUCGAGGAAUAAAUGUCCCCCUUUCUAGCCUCUAUAAACAAGGGCUCUUCGCAGUUUUUAGGCCUCAAGGGAGGGACCAUCUUAACACUAACCCAACAUGGAACUCAAAAACAACUGGAAGUUGCCAUUUUUUGAAUGAGAAUAAAGAAAAGUUAUCGAGGGAUACCCAUUUCUGGAUGAAGAAAAAAAAAUCUAACAAGAGUAAUAGAAAUCAUCAGUUCGAUUUCUAAAAAUUCAGUUGCCUUCGGUUCCCGGUUUAUUUUGCUUGUAACCGGCUGAUUCACACGGCCGCUCUGGACACUUUGGCCGUUUUUCGUAUCAACUGCACGGGAAGAAGGGAAAAACCGGCAGGUUUGCACUGGAAUUAUCUCAAAAGGCUUCUUCAAAUUUCUAAAACUUGAAAAAAAAAAGAAAUUGGAAAAAAUAAUUCGCCUUUUUGUAAGCUUUCACUAGUUUUGUCUUUUUUCCAGCAAAUCAUUGAUCUUAUCAUAAAUCUCUAACUUUGAGAAUACUCUCCGAUCCACGGGAACCCGGAAACUGGCAGCAAAACUCUUCUUAAUUCUCCGAUCGAGAGCAACGAUCGAACUAUCACCUACGUUCCGAAACAGGCCGCAAUUUACGACGAACGACUUCAAGAAUGGCGAUUGUGA
This is a messenger RNA of Caenorhabditis auriculariae, 12578 nucleotides long. The record is from the annotation of a GenBank genome assembly. NCBI's taxonomy places the organism in Eukaryota, Metazoa, Nematoda, Chromadorea, Rhabditida, Rhabditidae.